Molecule: messenger RNA, 2367 nt
Organism: Camellia sinensis
Lineage: Eukaryota; Viridiplantae; Streptophyta; Magnoliopsida; Ericales; Theaceae
Product: Peptidase C78, ubiquitin fold modifier-specific peptidase 1/ 2
Molecular function (GO): deUFMylase activity
Source: RefSeq, a predicted model, not a curated record
UCAACUAUUGAACACCGACAAUAUUGGAUAUAACAAUUAACAAGAAAUAUAUAGGAUUGAUUAUUCUUGCACCCUCCUUCUCCUGAAAAAAGGACGGCACAGCAUAAAUUGGAGAGAGAAGCAAGAAGGCAAGAGGACAGAGAUUGUUUCAAUUUGUCAAAGAAGAGUCCGAUCCAUGGAUGGUGAGAAUGCGAAAACAAGUGUACAAGUUCUGUGUCGUAAGUUGGUGAUCAUCAAGAACGAACCAGGCCUUCAAUGGCUUAUUGGAUCUCCUUUCUUCCCUCCGUUUACAAUUGCCUCCACCUUCAGAUGCAUCCAUACCCUACCCUCCAAUCCACUCGCCCCAGAUUAUGCCAAGGAGUCGGAUGACCUAAGGACACUGUUAUUGAAGGGUUUUGAAGUAAUCGGAGCGUUGAUUGUUAGAAACAAUCCUGAUUUUGAUCAAAUUGCGACUGAGGCCAUCGAUGCCUCGUGCAAACUGAGGAAUUUUAUUUCUGGUAAUGUUGAGGGAAGAAACUCAAUUAAUCUUGAUUUGGUUGGAGCUGUUGCGGAUUUGAAUACUGGCAAUGUUCGGUUUUUUGUAUCGAGGUUGGGAAAUUCGACAAUGUUUGAGUCUGUUAGUGAUGUUCUUUAUCAUGAUCAGCCUGAGAAGUAUAUUUGGGAGAGAGGUUGCAUACUUCGAUGCGAGCUUCCAGUUAAGUUGCCAGUUUAUUGUCCUGUAGACAGUCCGAAAGAAGCUGAAGACAUGUAUUUGUGUGCAACUGAUGUCAUUGCUGCUAGACUUAAAGAUCCACACGUCACAUACAUGGUAGAAACAUUACAUGAAUCCUCAACUGAAGUACCUCAUCCUGUCAUUGUUCGUGGUGUGGAAUUGGAUUUCCAUGCAGAUCUUAGGAAUGCUGAAGCUGAUGCAAAAUCUUUAGCAUGUUUGUACUUCUGUUCAGAAAGUAAAGAUAUCCAAUCAUUUACUUCCAUAGAGGAGAAUGCAGAUAAGAUCCAAGUAAGUGUCCUACUAAAUAGAUCAGAAAAUUCUCCCAAAUCUGCUGCACCUAUUGCUGAAUAUUUCCCAGCUUUGAAAGAAGCCAAACUUUUGGUUGUAGAUUAUAAGUUAGAAGUGCUUUGUUAUGCGGCGAAGGAUCUUCCACUGAAGCAGGCAGUUUCAAAAUUGAUCAUCCCUGGGUUAGUUGACCAGUUGUGUACCAUGAAGAACACAAUUUUGCCCAACCUCUUAGGACAGCAACCCUUGCUGCGCCCAUAUCACUUCAGUCCUCCUGGGUUUUUGCAUCCAAUAAGUGUUAUCUAUGAACUCAGUUAUGGGGAGACAGAAAUGAAGCAAGUUAACGUUAGAAGAUCCCUACAUUUGAGGCUGGGAUUACCUUCUGAUCGUCCUCUCCUAAGAAUUGCCAAUGCCAUAAAUUUAUUUACACUGAAGGAUAGUGCAAGAAGCAACUCAAUAUGGAAGGGUUCCUCUUUGCCGAAGGAUGUUCAUCUUGGGAUUCCAAGCAGUGGGGUUUCUGGUGGCAUUGUCUCUAUGGUUCAAGGUUCUUAUGAAUACCAUCAUUACCUUCAAGAUGGAUUCAAUGACUCAGGCUGGGGUUGUGCCUACCGCUCUCUACAAACUAUCAUUUCAUGGUUCAGGCUUCAACAUUACACAUCCAUUGAUAUUCCUUCACACAGGGAAAUACAGCAGUCACUUGUGGAGAUUGGAGAUAAGGAACCUUCAUUUAUAGGGUCACGUGAAUGGAUUGGAGCUAUUGAAUUAAGCUUUGUUUUAGAUAAACUUCUCGGUGUCAGUUGUAAAGUCAUAAAUGUUAGAUCGGGAGCUGAGCUUCCUGAAAAAUGUCGAGAGCUGGCAUUGCAUUUUGAGAACCAGGGAACACCGAUUAUGAUUGGUGGUGGAGUUCUUGCAUAUACUCUUCUGGGGAUUGAUUACAAUGAAACAAGUGGAGAUUGUGCAUUUCUGAUACUUGAUCCUCACUAUACAGGCAGUGAUGAUCUGAAGAAAAUUGUGAAUGGUGGAUGGUGUGGGUGGAAGAAGGCUGUUGAUAGCAAGGGAAAGCAUUUCUUUCUACAUGACAAAUUCUAUAAUCUUCUGCUACCACAAAGGCCCAACAUGGUUUGAUCAGAUCUCAGCAACUGACAAGGGGUUAUAAACCAAGAGCAAGAAAUCAAUGAUUAAGGUGUGUUGCAUUCAAAUAGAGAUAUGUCAAAUUUGGGAUAGGUGAGAAAAAUAUGAAUUAUCGUAUAACAAACUCUUCAUUUCAUUUAAAUACAAAGGUUUGAAUUUUGGUAGCUUGUAGCCAGGGCAGAAUUCGGUUGCUUAUUUUGUUGCCAUUAUUUUAUGGUUGGAGCAAAGUUUGUUCUUGA